CAGUCCCGGUCACACGAAUGUCACUUUUGCACUGUUCAAAAUCGGCUUUGCAUGUCUUGCCUCGACUGGCUGCUGUAAGACUGUUCCCGUAUACAACUGGAACAGGAGCUCCUCCUAGUGGAACUACUCCAAAGCCAGCUACCAAGACCACAACACCCGCCCCAACAGUGCCAGCUUCGAACAACAAAAGUUACAAGGUCACAGAAUAUUACGGACAUAAUGAGAUGACGUUUUAUGACUAUGAAGUCACGAUGCGAAAAUCACGGCUGCCACAGCCGUCUGCUGUUAAGAAGUAGAACAGAAACAAUGUGAAAAAAGACUAUUGACAAUAUGGACGUGUUUGAACGAAUAGUUCUAGAAUGAAUUGGGUCAGUUUUAGGGCUAGAUAAUUGAUCAUCAUCAUCAUCAGGUUAAUAUCGUAGGACAUUUGUUGAUUUGUUGACAUUUGAUGAUACACACAUUGUUCCUUCUGUUUUGUUGAAGAGUUUUUGAGGCUUUGGAUCCUGUGAUGAAGAACUAUAGCAAGUAGUUGUCUUGACGAAUAUUCCGUUUUGGAAGUCAGAUGAUAUUGCACAUUCACCGAUCAAAUUCUCAUGAUUUUUGUGGUCCACCAUGUGAGUCAUAAAACCUGGAAUACUUUUGUAGGCAUUUUGAUUAUGUGGUUGAACACGAUUCGCUAGCAGAAAUGCAAAAUGUUUCACUUGUCGAUACAUUUCCCAAUACAGCUCCAGUAGCUUCUCAAUUGUGUACAUUUGCAAAGUGUCCACUUUUGCAAUAAAAGCCACGCAAAACUUACUAGAAUUGUUUUUGUCACAGUACACUUGUGUUUAAAAUAGACACUUAAGUACUAAAUGAAUGGCCCCAGGCUCCACCCAUAACAUUAACUGUUUAGAAAUGUUAAAGAAAACUUUGCUUCUGUAAAAUAAAAAGUUUAUUGUUGUUGAUAAAAUACAUGAUAAAUGUACUAAA
Molecule: messenger RNA, 969 nt
Organism: Lineus longissimus
Lineage: Eukaryota; Metazoa; Nemertea; Pilidiophora; Heteronemertea; Lineidae
Product: NADH dehydrogenase [ubiquinone] flavoprotein 3, mitochondrial-like
Exons: 3
Coding region: 18-296 (92 amino acids)
Cellular component (GO): mitochondrion
Source: RefSeq, a predicted model, not a curated record